This is a messenger RNA of Fundulus heteroclitus (mummichog), 2002 nucleotides long. It is a transcript of the gene cpox, whose product is annotated as coproporphyrinogen oxidase. The coding region runs from base 152 to 1507 and encodes 451 amino acids. The record is from RefSeq and is a predicted model, not a curated record. Gene Ontology annotation, cellular component: mitochondrial intermembrane space; cytoplasm. Lineage: Eukaryota; Metazoa; Chordata; Actinopteri; Cyprinodontiformes; Fundulidae. The transcript has 7 exons. Gene Ontology annotation, molecular function: coproporphyrinogen oxidase activity.
CCACCCGCCCCCUUUCUGGACAAUUUUUAAAACACGACUAAUAGCACGUAGGCACACAACUCCUGAUCAUGUAAGGAGUUGUUCUCAUUCAUUGAUCAGUUACUGCUGUCAUUUCACUGAAGACUCAAGAACUUAGUGGUUACUUUUGCAAAUGGCGUCCAUCGUUCUCUUAACGGCAAAGCAAACGGCUCAGACCAGAGCAAAGCGGUGUUUGGGUCCACGCUUAAAGGGUCUCGCGGGUGCAGGUGGCCCGUCGGGGACUUUUCUUCCGGGGAAGGAAUGGCUUUCCAGCGGCUUUAGCUUACGGUUCAUGUCCCAUGGGGCCUCUGGCCGGUCAGCUGCCGGGGCGACCAGCAGGGGAGCCCUGGCGUUCAGUGGCGCCGCGGCGGUCACAGCAGCAGCGGCGGCGGUGGUGGGCUUUCUGGCCAACUCUAACCACUUCCAGCGGGCGGAGAUGGCCACCAAGAUCCCCGGGCACGCGAAGAAAAACCCGGAGAAGGAAGACGAGGGGAGCAUUGCGGAAAGAUGCCGCGGCUUCAUGUCUGUCCCGGUGACCGACAUCAGCGUGCUGGAGAGGAGGAAGGAUGAGAUGAGCACCAGGAUGGAGAUGCUGAUCAUGGAGACGCAGGCUGACUUCUGUAAAGCCCUGGAGAAAGUGGACGGGGGGACGUUCAAGGUGGACAAAUGGGAGAGGAAGGAAGGCGGAGGAGGGAUCAGCUGCGUGAUGCAGGACGGGAAAGUGUUCGAGAAGGCGGGGGUCAACGUGUCGGUGGUGUCCGGGUACCUGACCGAGGAGGCGGCCAAACAGAUGAGGAGCAGAGGAAAAGUCCUGAAGGGAAAAGACGGUAAGCUGCCGUUUUGUGCCAUGGGCGUGAGCUCCGUCAUCCACCCCAAGAACCCCCACAUACCCACGGUGCACUUCAACUACAGAUACUUUGAAAUCGAGGAGGAGGACGGCUCCAAGCAGUGGUGGUUCGGCGGAGGGACCGACCUCACCCCAGUGUAUAUCGAUAAAGAAGAUGCCUUUCACUUCCACAACACCCUGAAGGAGGCCUGUGACAAACACCACCCCAAGUACUACGCAGACUUCAAGAAAUGGUGUGACAGGUACUUCUACGUGCGGCACAGGGGAGAGACUCGGGGUAUAGGGGGCAUCUUCUUCGACGACCUGGACGCCCCCGAUCGGGAGGAGGUGUUCGACUUCGUCAAGAGCUGCGCCCGAACCGUGGUGCCCUGUUACCUUCCCAUCGUGAAGAAGCAUCUCAACGACUCCUUCACUCAGGAGGAGAAGGACUGGCAGCAGGUGCGACGCGGGAGAUACGUGGAGUUUAACCUGGUGUACGACAGGGGAGUGAAGUUCGGCCUCGCCACGCCUGGCUCCAGAAUCGAGAGCAUCCUCAUGUCCCUGCCCCUCACGGCCAGGUGGGAGUACAUGCACGAGCCUGCCAAAGGUUCCCGGGAGGCCGAGAUGCUGGAGGCGCUCCGAAACCCAAAGGAGUGGGUGUGACCACCGCGGUUUCACACCACCAACCACCUUCAUAGUGUUUUUCUAAAGCUGUGACCUGUUUUACAAGAGCUGCGUUGACGAGGAAAUAUCAGGUUUCGUCAGUUGUCUGGGGACUUUUUAAUUUGCACUGCUAAUUUUCCUUUCGUCCAGAUUUGUCCAAAUCAACCUUGUUGAAAGCUUUAAAAAAAAAAACCAGGUUUGUAAUAACUGAGCGUUGUGCCAUUUGUCUCUUCCUGGUAGAAUCAAGAUCAUAUAAAUUACCUUCACAGAUCACCUUCUUUUAAUCAUCUCACUCUGUUUACUCACUAUAAUGAGCAAAAUUGCAUUUCCAUUCAUGUAAUAAAUAUCGCUUUCUGUAUUUUUAUGUUGCAAAUGACCUGAAUUGUUCUUUUUUUUUUUAAUGAAGCACUGAAAAGGAUACAGACAAACUGAAUGUAUUUGAUUUUAACACUGAUGACCCAGUAACAAUAAAUCUGAGUUUGAUAAUCAUUUUAA